CUUCCUUCUCCUGCCAGCCCUGAGGUUCACUUUCACUUCCAGCCGGCUGGUCAGGAGCUGCUACAUGCAGGCCCAGCGCCUGUUCCCUGUUCAGUCAGUAAAUGCUGACCACGCCCGCCCUGGCUUUGCUUCGCCACUAAAAUCAGGAGUCAAGACUUCUCCGCUGGGGCCUCAAGCCAUCCAGGAGUCUUUUAAGCAAGAAGAGCCUCGGGAGUAAGGACAGGAAGAAGCCAGGGGACACGUACUAUGGCUUUAAAAAUCCUGAACAUACAAGACGAGGUGUUCUGUCCCAUCUGCCUGGAGCUUUUGACAGAAUCCCUGAGCCUAGACUGUGGCCACAGCUUCUGUCAAGCUUGCAUCACUGCAAACACCAAGGAGGCAGAGAUCAGACUAGAAGGGGAAAACAGCUGUCCUGUAUGUGGUGUCAGAUACUCCCUUGAAAACCUAUGGCCUAAUCAGCAUCUGGCUAACAUAGUGGAGAAAAUCAGAAAGGUCCAGUUGAACCCAGAGGAGGAGCUGAAGAGAGACCUCUGUGUGCGCCAUAAAGAGAAACUCCUGCUCUUCUGUAAGGAAGAUAGGAAGAUCAUUUGUUGGCUUUGCGAGCGGUCUCAGGAGCACCAUGGUCACCACACAUUCCUCGUGGAGGAAGUAGUCAAGGAAUGUCAGGAGAAGCUCCAGGCUGCUCUGGAGAGGUUGAAGACAGAGCAGCAGAAAGUUGAGAAGCUAGAAGCUGACAUCAGAGAAGAGAGAACUUCCUGGAAGUACCAGAUACAGACUGAGAGACAAAGGAUAAGAACAGAAUUUAAUCAGCUUAGAAGCAUCCUGGACAGUGAAGAGCAGAGAGAACUGCAAAAAUUGGAAGAAGAGGAGAAGAGAAUACUGGAUAACUUGGCUGAGGCUGAGGAUGAUCUGGCUCAGCAGAACCAACUGGUGAAAGAACUUAUCUCAGAUCUGGAGCAUCGCAGUGAAUGGCCAACAGUGGACCUGCUGCAGGACAUGAGUGGAAUCAUGAAAUGGAGUGAGAUCUGGACACUAAGGAAGCCAAAAACUGUUUCAAGAAGACUGAAGAGUUCCUUCCAUGCUCCAGAUCUGAGGGCAAUGCUGCGCAUACAUAGAGAGCUAACACAUGUCCAGUGCUACUGGGUGGAUAUCACACUGAAUCCAAUCAACCUAAAUUUAAACCUUGUCCUUUCAGAAGAUCAGAGACAAGUAAUGCCUAUGCCAAUUUGGCCUGUUAAAUCUUAUAAUUAUGGUAUCUUGGCCCAAAACUUCUCUUCAGGGAAACAUUACUGGGAAAUAGAUGUGUCCAAGAAGACUGCUUGGAUCCUAGGAGUAUACUGUAGAACAUGUUUCCGUAAUAUAAAUAUGCUGUUAGACAAGGUACAGAUUAUCAAAAUGUUCUUCUCCAGAUACAAACCUCAAUUUGGCUACUGGGUUAUUGGGUUACAGAAUAAAUUUGAGUAUAAAGCCUUUGAGGAGUCUUACACAUCUGAUCCCAAGGUCUUGACUCUUUCCAUGGCUGUUCCUCCCUGUCAUGUUUGGGUUUUCCUAGACUAUGAAGCAGGCAUUGUCUCAUUUUUCAAUGUCACAAACCAUGGAUCACUCAUCUACAAAUUUUCUAAAUGUUGCUUUUCUCAGACUGCUUAUCCAUAUUUUAAUCCUUUGAACUGUCCAGGCCCCAUCACCCUGUGCCCACCGAGCUCCUGAACCUUCUUAGUCUCUCAUCCACUUCUGUGUGGCACCUCUUGUCCUGGGCUCAUCUACACCUGAGCUACCCGCUUCCAUCCUUUCUCCUUUUAUUUAGAAUGCCUUUGUGCAUGCUUUUCUGCAUGUAUGUAAAAUGAAUGUGCACUUUUUACCUUUUUGUUUCUCAUUUAAUUCAACUACCUUUAUAGUUUUGUUAUUGUUGUACUUUAGUAGUUGUCUGUGGUUUAAGCCUAUGUCAGUACCUGAUAUUUUUUUUUCAAGAUUAUUGAGGCUCUGUUCAUUGUUUUCAUAUUGGAUAAUUUGUAUUAAUCUACUUUGAAGUUCCACUUAGUCUUUCUUUUGUGAUCUGGAUUUCUCUUAAGCCAGUCCUACAUAUUUUUUGAGUGAUUGUGGCUUUUAGUUUUAGAAUUUCAAGUAACAAAACUAUUUUUAUUUGUCUUUUGACAUUUCCUAUUUGCUCAUUAGUAGAACCAUAUUUUCUUUCAUAACCUUAACCUUAGAUUUGAGGACUGCUGUUAAGUCCUUGUCUUUUUUUGUUGUAAAUCCUUGUAAAUAUGAUAUCUGGAUUAUCUUGGAGUUGAUCUCAUUGAUUGCUUUUGCUCUUGAGUAUGGACCAUGUUUUCUAUUUCUUUGUAUGUUAAACAAUUUUAACAUGUACCUAAAAUUCCCCCAGGGAAUUGUGAAUGGGAUGUAAAGGACAUCUGAUUCAGUAAUUUUUCUGAAGAAUAUUUGUUCUUCAGGUAGGUUAACUUGGUUGAACUCAAAUCCUAAAUUCUCCCCUGCAUUUGCAGCAGGUGAACAUUGAAUCUCUAGUCAGUUCUUGUAGCUCUAUUUGGGCUACUUGGUAUCUGUCUCAAACAUGUGUUGUCUGAUUGUUGCUGAGUGGUACGUACAGUUUGGGAUUCCUUCUCUCGAUCUCUCUUUUACAGACAUUCUUUUGCCAUUUUUCAGCUGCAGGUACAUCCUCAAAUUAUUCUUCUUGCUCUUCAAGUUAAUAAGUCUGUAUGUUGCUGAGUUUAAUGUACUACUUACUACUAAUGAGGUUUGCUUUCAAAUAAAAAACCCACAAAACCAGGAAACUCCUCCAGUAGUAUUCCCUUCUUCCAUGGUCGAUUACACUGUAGAUUCUAGUGUUUUGUCACUCUCUAGUGCCUUCAUGUUCUUGUUUUGUUCUUACAAUUGUUCAAGGUUCAUAGUGUUGACGUAUAGGUAACGGGUACUGUUUUGUUAGAAUAAAUACCUCUGUUUGUGGGAAACAGAACAAGUUUUGUUUGUCCUGGGUAUCCUAAGCUAUAAGUUCAAUUGUUGACUUUUAGUAUUUUUUUUCUUUUUUAUACAAACUUCCAGAUUUGUUCAAAGUGGUUAUACCAUUUUGCAUUCCCACAUAUUUCAGAAAGGGAAUAAUAGGAUGGAGUAGGAUGGUUAAUGCAGACAUAGUAGGAAUAGAUGGUGUUUUAGGUAUAUCUGGUUAAAACUGGAGGGGACUGGAGAGCUCAGAAUCUCACUGUGUGACAAGUGCAGCAUAGUGGUAUUGAUUGCAGUGUUCACAAGAAAUGAGCUUCCUCACCCAAGGACCUCUUCUCUACCAGUACUUCUUCCUUUGCCAAUCCUUGCACAGAUCCAACAUCCAUGGUUUACUCCUCUUCAUCUGAAUCUCUGAAAUGACCCCACAUCCAUGGUCAGUAUCUUGGGACCUUUCUUAGGAAAACAUUAGCUUUGCAGCUGAGAGAAAUCAGUGGGGAAGUCAGGUCCUGUCAAGAUACCUGAAAACUUGGGCAAGCAGAACAUCUGAAUUUACUAUGCUUCUCUCACCAAACAUAUUUUCUCACCAGAGCGGAGUACGUGUCUAUGUUCCACAUUCCAUCUUAUUAUCUUCUGUGUUACCGGGAAAAAGAAAUCUUUCUUAGGGCUCUGUAUUUCCCCUCCAGUCAUUACAUCUCCUGCUUGCAGAGGAAUCUAAUGAAAUAUCUCCCCUUUGGCCCAUGGAUUUUUAAUACUUUUUGCAUUUGAGAAAUCUUAGGUAAAUAAAGCAAAACUUAACGUGGUUAAAGUAUAUCGGUUGGAAACAGAUAUAAAACCACCAAUCCACGUAACCGUUAGGAAGAAAAGAGGAGAUGUGAAAAAUUGAUUAAAAUUUGUCAAAUGUGGAAACAAACCCAGAGCCCAUCAGUGGCUGAAUGGAUUAAAAAAGAUGUGAGAUAUAUGCAAUGGAAUAUACUCAGCCAUAAAAAGAAUGCAAUCUUGACAUUCAACAACACAGAUGGGCCUCUUGAGGGUGUAAUGCCUAAGUGAAUUUAGACAGGAGAAAGACAAAUACCAUAUGUUUUCACUUAUAUGUGUAAUCUAAAAAACAAACAAGCAAAUAUAAACAAAAUUCAUAGAUACAGAGAUCAGAUUGGUGGUUGCUAGAGAUGGGGGUUUGGAGGGUGGCCCAAAUGGAUGAAGGGGAUCAAAGAGGUAAAGACUCUCACUUAUAAAUAACUCAUGUAACAUACAGUCUGAUGACUAUAGCAAAUACUACUGUGUUGCAAAUUUGAACAGUUGCUACAAAAGUAAAUCUUAAUACGUUCUCAUCACAGGAAAGAAAACAUUUUCUUGAUUCCCUAUGGUGAUAGAUAGGAACUUGAUUUAUUGUGGUGAACAUUUCACAAUGUGUACAAAUGUUGAAACAUUAUGUUGUACACCUAAAAUAAUAUAAUGUAUGUCAAUUAUACUUCAAUUAAAAAUGAUCAAAGGGGAAUCCAAUAUAUGUUAUUGAUACCAGAAGAGUAACUGAAUUCUAUGUGGCAGCAACUGUGUUCAGAGCAAGAACAGUGUAUAGAAGCAUGAUUUAUCAUCAAAAUGUUCCAUUCAAUUAAAAAUGUGUUUUUAAAAUUA
Lynx canadensis (Canada lynx) is the source of this 4584-nucleotide messenger RNA. RefSeq names its product tripartite motif-containing protein 34-like. Lineage: Eukaryota; Metazoa; Chordata; Mammalia; Carnivora; Felidae. The record is from RefSeq and is a predicted model, not a curated record. Gene Ontology annotation, molecular function: protein binding; zinc ion binding.